Messenger RNA from Sphaerulina musiva SO2202, 273 nucleotides. RefSeq lists its product as uncharacterized. The transcript is spliced from 2 exons. Lineage: Eukaryota; Fungi; Ascomycota; Dothideomycetes; Mycosphaerellales; Mycosphaerellaceae. The coding region runs from base 1 to 273 and encodes 90 amino acids. The record is from RefSeq and is a predicted model, not a curated record.
AUGUGCACUCGGGUCAUGCACGUAUACCAAUGUGGCUGCAGAGAAAAAGGCGAACUCAAGCAGUGCAAUCGCCUGUAUGAACAAGAAUCGAACCUGCAAUGCAAUGUCACCGACGUCGAUCCAAAGAUCUCGCGCAACUACUGCUCCAAGCACAUGCCCAAAGAGAACAAGGCCACAAUGGCCUAUGCGUGGAGAAUCCUCACUGUACUGGUAGCUCAGUGGUACGCCGACUGCCAAGAGGAUGUAGAUGUGGAUGGUUUCCAAUACAUGUAG